Mercenaria mercenaria is the source of this 1527-nucleotide messenger RNA. RefSeq lists its product as uncharacterized. The transcript is spliced from 2 exons. Gene Ontology annotation, molecular function: protein binding. Lineage: Eukaryota; Metazoa; Mollusca; Bivalvia; Venerida; Veneridae. The coding region runs from base 260 to 1330 and encodes 356 amino acids. The record is from RefSeq and is a predicted model, not a curated record.
UACUGCAAGUGACAGGGUAAAAAGAAAUUGUCAGACAGGCUACCGUCCUAGCUAUGCCACUGCACACGUAGAACUUUUUCGGGUUUCCCGUACCAGUACUGUAUCUAUAAAUAGAAGUGUUCAACAAGUAGUAGAUCUACCUACUAGAGCAUAGAUCCGCUGUAUUCCGCCGGAAUUAAGCUAUGAACGUCAAAUAUUCUUUUGGAUGAGAGAACUUAUAAAUGUAUACAAAGUUCUUUAACUGUGAACUAUUACGAAAAUGGAAAAUUCUUUUGAAAGUGAAGAGGAGGACGAAGAAGCGGGAAUUUGUUACGAUUUCACCAAAAAGACAUGGCGGGAUGAUGUAACAUUUAUUGUGGAAGGACAGCACCUCCAUGCGACAAAGGCAAUAUUGGCCAUGGAAUCUCCCGUGUUUGAAGCUAUGUUUGGGACCAACUUCCGAGAACGGGACGAAAAAGAAGUGAAUUUGCCAGGUAAAAAGUAUGAAGACUUCAAAGAGUUUCUCCACUGCAUUUAUCCAAAAUCCAAGAAGAAGAUAGACAAAAGAAAUGUAUAUAAAGUCCUACCUUUGGCAGAUGAAUAUGAUGUGAAAUCUUUGAUCAAAGAAUGCAAGCGGUUCCUAAAUGCCCACCUAAUAAAUGACCGACCAUCAACACAAGAAGUGAUGUUUUGUCACGGAUUAGCAACACGGCAUAAAUUCCAGAGCCUCAGGAAAGUGUGUGCAACACGGCUGUCAGAUGUAGGACUGAAGGAAAUAGAAUCUACAGCAGCCGGUGUGAGUGACACGGAGACACUUCUACAAAUUCACAAGGAUAUUUUGAAACAGCAAGGUGAAACUUUGGAAGAGACGCGCACGGAACUGGUUAAGUUAUACCUGGACAAAAACUUACCAGAGCCGUUACAGCCUUCAAUGUCAGAAGUCAGAGGUUCAGUCAUAAAAUUCAAACCAAACAUAAAUUCUUUAGAUGAACAGGAGCCAAGAUUCAGUAAUUCAGUUACACUCUGGAAUAUCAGUUUCCGAGUUUACGUACAAGUGACCAAAAGAGUAGAUGAGAGAUGUCUGUCAUUGUAUAUGCAUCCCAGAUUUCCCAGAAAUAAUAAUUAUAGUUCAUGCUGUGUAAAUGCAAUUUUUUUUUUGAAAUGUACUGGUAGGGUAGGAAGACAGCCUUAUAAAAUAAGGAUGAACAACUGUGAGUUUUUGGAUGGAAAAGCAAGGGGAUAUGAGAAGUUAAUGACACUGACCAAUCUUGCUAAUGCAGGGUUUAUGGAAAAUGGGACAUUGGAUAUUGUUGUUUAUUUGUUGGCGAAAAAACCGUCUGUUAAAGACUAAAGGUUAACAGUUAAAGUACAAGGACUGAGGAGUUUGCACAAUAUACCUGUAUGGAUACGUACAAAUGUGGCACAAGAACAGAAUUGCCAACAUGAUUUAAUAGCAUGUGUUUAAUGUUCGUAGGACAAUUGAUUUGAAUUUCAUGUGAAAUUCAAAUUACAUUUCAUUUUGUAUUAUUAUAGUAUAACUUUAAUUAA